This is a messenger RNA of Symbiodinium pilosum, 323 nucleotides long. Lineage: Eukaryota; Dinophyceae; Suessiales; Symbiodiniaceae. The record is from the annotation of a GenBank genome assembly.
AUGGAGGAGUGUCGAGAGCAGUCCAUGGGUGCAGACGAUACGCGCGGGGAGUUCUUUUCACAAGAAGUGGCAGAAGAAGUUUGCCAAGCUUCAGCUGACUCUGUCAUGGAAGCCGUUGAGGGCACGGAUGAUCCCAAGUCUUUGUCACUAUCAACUGCUGCAACUACCCUUGGGCGUUUGGGUGCCUGGGUGCAUCGUGCAAGGGAAGCUGCCCGACUCAGGAUGGCGAAGGAGGAGUUCGAGCUGACCCAGGUGAGACUGAUCACGGAGGAUCAGCUGCCACCAGCUGAAGAUCGAGUCUACCCACGUCCAAAUCUCAUCAA